Rattus norvegicus (Norway rat) is the source of this 3375-nucleotide messenger RNA. It is a transcript of the gene Scnn1a, whose product is annotated as sodium channel epithelial 1 subunit alpha. NCBI's taxonomy places the organism in Eukaryota, Metazoa, Chordata, Mammalia, Rodentia, Muridae. The record is from RefSeq and is marked provisional. Gene Ontology annotation, cellular component: cytoplasm; apical plasma membrane; acrosomal vesicle. The coding region runs from base 366 to 2465 and encodes 699 amino acids. Gene Ontology annotation, biological process: sodium ion import across plasma membrane; sodium ion transport; intracellular sodium ion homeostasis. The transcript is spliced from 12 exons. Gene Ontology annotation, molecular function: WW domain binding; sodium channel activity; ligand-gated sodium channel activity.
GUGAGGCAGGAUCAGAGAGCCUGGCACAGAAAGGGAGACCCAAAGAGAAGCGGGAGUCAGCUGGGCCAAGAGGGCGUGAAAGCUGGAGCCAGUCAAACAGUCCGGGAGGAAAAAAGGGCAAGAGGGAGAGACGCUAAGCCAGGCAGUGCCUGCUGUGGGGACCCAGGGAGGCGCUAGCGGGCAAACGAAGGUGGCCUUCGCUGUGAAGUCCAGUGGCCACUCCAGAGAAGCUCAAUACUGCUUGGUUGGCCCCGACUCCAGAAGGUCAGCUGGCUCCUGGAAAGGUGGAGGAGGGUGGGAGGGAGAGUGAACUCAGCCUGGGAUGCGGGCACGGUCCCGGACAGCCCCAUUCUGCCUUCACGCUAAUGAUGCUGGACCACACCAGAGCCCCUGAGCUCAACAUUGACCUAGACCUUCACGCCUCCAACUCGCCUAAGGGGUCCAUGAAGGGCAACCAAUUCAAGGAGCAAGACCCUUGUCCUCCUCAGCCCAUGCAAGGACUGGGGAAGGGGGACAAACGUGAAGAGCAGGGCCUGGGCCCGGAACCCUCAGCACCCCGGCAGCCCACCGAGGAGGAGGAGGCACUGAUUGAGUUCCACCGCUCCUACCGGGAGCUCUUCCAGUUCUUCUGCAACAACACCACCAUCCACGGGGCCAUCCGCCUGGUGUGCUCCAAACACAACCGCAUGAAGACGGCCUUCUGGGCGGUGCUGUGGCUGUGCACCUUCGGCAUGAUGUACUGGCAGUUCGCCUUGCUGUUCGAGGAGUACCUCAGCUACCCAGUGAGCCUCAACAUCAACCUCAAUUCAGACAAGCUGGUCUUCCCUGCCGUCACUGUCUGCACCCUUAAUCCUUACAGAUACACUGAAAUUAAAGAGGAGCUGGAAGAGCUGGACCGCAUCACGGAGCAGACGCUUUUUGACUUGUACAAAUACAACUCUUCCUACACUCGCCAGGCUGGGGCCCGACGCCGCAGCUCCCGCGACCUCCUGGGUGCUUUCCCGCACCCCCUGCAGCGCCUGCGCACUCCACCUCCGCCCUACUCCGGCCGCACGGCGCGCAGCGGGUCUUCCAGCGUACGCGACAACAAUCCCCAAGUGGACCGGAAGGACUGGAAGAUCGGCUUCCAACUGUGCAACCAGAACAAAUCAGACUGUUUCUACCAGACAUACUCCUCUGGGGUGGAUGCAGUGAGGGAGUGGUACCGCUUCCAUUACAUCAACAUUCUGUCCAGGCUGUCGGACACCUCGCCCGCUCUAGAGGAAGAAGCCCUGGGCAACUUCAUCUUCACCUGUCGCUUCAACCAGGCCCCCUGCAACCAGGCGAAUUAUUCCAAGUUCCACCACCCCAUGUACGGGAACUGCUACACUUUCAAUGACAAGAACAACUCCAAUCUCUGGAUGUCCUCCAUGCCUGGAGUCAACAAUGGUUUGUCCCUGACACUGCGCACAGAGCAGAAUGACUUCAUCCCCCUGCUGUCCACAGUGACGGGGGCCAGGGUGAUGGUGCAUGGUCAGGAUGAGCCUGCCUUUAUGGAUGAUGGUGGCUUCAACUUGAGGCCUGGCGUGGAGACCUCCAUCAGUAUGAGAAAGGAAGCCCUGGACAGCCUCGGAGGAAAUUACGGCGACUGUACUGAGAAUGGUAGCGAUGUCCCGGUCAAGAACCUUUACCCUUCCAAGUAUACACAGCAGGUGUGCAUUCACUCCUGCUUCCAGGAGAACAUGAUCAAGAAGUGUGGCUGUGCCUACAUCUUCUACCCUAAGCCCAAGGGAGUUGAGUUCUGUGACUACCGAAAGCAGAGCUCCUGGGGCUAUUGCUAUUAUAAACUGCAGGGCGCCUUCUCCUUGGACAGCCUGGGCUGUUUCUCCAAGUGUCGGAAGCCUUGUAGUGUGAUCAACUACAAACUCUCUGCCGGCUACUCACGGUGGCCAUCUGUGAAGUCCCAGGAUUGGAUCUUCGAGAUGCUGUCCUUGCAGAACAAUUACACUAUUAACAACAAAAGAAACGGAGUUGCAAAGCUCAACAUCUUCUUCAAGGAGCUGAACUAUAAAACUAAUUCGGAGUCUCCUUCUGUCACGAUGGUCAGCCUCCUGUCCAACCUGGGCAGCCAGUGGAGCCUGUGGUUUGGCUCGUCCGUGCUCUCUGUGGUGGAGAUGGCGGAGCUCAUCUUCGACCUCCUGGUCAUCACACUUCUCAUGCUGCUACGCCGGUUCCGGAGCCGGUACUGGUCUCCAGGACGAGGGGCCAGGGGUGCCAGGGAGGUGGCCUCCACUCCAGCUUCCUCCUUCCCGUCCCGUUUCUGUCCUCACCCUACAUCCCCACCACCUUCUUUGCCCCAGCAGGGCAUGACCCCUCCCCUGGCCCUGACAGCCCCUCCACCUGCCUAUGCUACUCUAGGCCCCAGUGCCCCUCCACUGGACUCUGCGGCGCCUGACUGUUCUGCCUGUGCCCUGGCGGCGCUCUGAGAGAGGAGAAGGAUCCUCUCACCCAGCCCUGAGCUCCCUUGUAAACUGAUGGAUAUCUCACUUCAGCACAUCUUCCCCAGCGGCCCCGCCGAGCCCUCUGUGGUGUGCCUGCCUGAGGGAACAGGCUGAGUAAGGGGCCCAGGAAGCCGUCCAGAGGACAGGGGCUAACGAUCUGCUCAGAGCUGCCCUGCCCCUGCUUCUGAACACUGCCUUCCACACAAGCACAGACAAGUUCCCUCUUCCCUCGGAUCAGCCCAGCCAGACUUGGAGCUCUGACAAGGAACUUUCCUGGGAGAGGACCAAGGAACAAAUAGAACAGCCAUCGCACUCCUACCCCCGUGACCAGAGGCUGGCCUGGCCUCACUGCCUUCAGGGACACUGAUGUCUGCUCCUCUCCUUGAACUUGGGUGGGGAACCCCACCCAAAAGCCCCCUUGUUAGUUCUUUGGCAAUUCCCCUCCCCUCACUCCUCAGGGUGGGGACUAGAGUAAGACAGACCAGGGUAGGCCUGGUGUUCUCUCUCAUUCUCAAGACUCUCUCAUUUGAUACACCAUACCCCAGUGCCUCUGUGGUGUUGUCUCCUUCUUUCUGUUUCCUCAGCCUGGAAGCUUCUUUCACUGUCCCUCAGAACACACAGUCUAUGCAUCCCUUAGAAACCUGCCCAAAGGCACCAUUUCUUUUGUGAACUCAGUUACCCUGUUAUGUCUCCCCCAGAAUUGUCGCCCUCUCCCCUCACCCCCACAGUGUACUGUAUUAUAUGUUCACAUUCUUUUGUGUCUGCCUCCCUGGGUAAACUGAGCUCCUUGUGUGGUCAGGGAUGAGAUUUGCUCUGUUUUGUAUCCUUCCGGUCUAGCCCAGUCUCCCACUUGGGACGGGUAGGCAGGUACUCAAUAAAGGCUUGUUCCAUCAAA